Molecule: messenger RNA, 1328 nt
Organism: Pristis pectinata (smalltooth sawfish)
Lineage: Eukaryota; Metazoa; Chordata; Chondrichthyes; Rhinopristiformes; Pristidae
Gene: prdx3
Product: peroxiredoxin 3
Exons: 7
Coding region: 207-959 (250 amino acids)
Biological process (GO): cellular response to stress; hydrogen peroxide catabolic process; response to oxidative stress
Cellular component (GO): cytosol; mitochondrion
Molecular function (GO): thioredoxin peroxidase activity
Source: RefSeq, a predicted model, not a curated record
CACCGCGGAGAAGGCGGCGCCUGAGGCCGAUCUGGGUCUCGCCCCGUUCACAUUAGUCUUCUUGGCGCCGCCGAGAUUGCAUUUGCCGGCACGCAGCGCCCCGUAUUCCCGUGAACGUUUUCAGCACCGCGCCUCCCGGGGGGGGGGGGAAGGGGAGGGUUGGUUUCGGCGAGCGAGGUCGGCCGGGGACCUGUGGCAGGUGUAAGAUGGCGGCGACGCUGACGGCCCGGCUUUAUCGGGCAUGUGUAAAUAUGAGGGGAGUUUCUGCAGCUCUGCGAACACACUGCAUUCAAAAAAAUUUGAUAAACCGUCAGAUUUCAACUCCUCUUGCAAACUAUAAAAGCAGCUUUAGUACAACUUAUUCAAACUUUGCUCCUGCUGUUACCCAACCUGCACCCUUUUUUAAGGGCACUGCUGUGGUCAAUGGUGAGUUCAAGGAAAUCAGCCUGGAUGACUACAAAGGGAAAUAUCUGGUCAUUUUCUUCUACCCUCUGGAUUUUACUUUUGUUUGUCCAACCGAGAUCGUUGCAUUCAGUAACAAAGCAAAUGAGUUCCAUGAUGUAAACUGUGAAGUAAUUGGUGUUUCUGUGGACUCUCAUUUCUCCCACCUUGCCUGGAUCAACACUCCAAAAAAGAGUGGGGGGCUAGGGCACAUGAAUAUACCACUGCUGUCUGAUUUAACAAAGCAGAUCUCACGGGAUUAUGGAGUGCUUCUGGAAAAUGCUGGUAUUGCUCUAAGAGGUCUCUUCAUCAUUGACAUAAAUGGAAUUAUCAAGCACAUAGGCAUCAAUGAUCUGCCUGUAGGUCGCAGUGUUGAAGAAACUCUACGCUUAGUUAAGGCAUUUCAGUUUGUGGAAACCCAUGGAGAGGUUUGCCCAGCUGAGUGGACCCCUAACUCUCCAACGAUCAAGCCUUCCCCAGAAGCUUCCAAAGAAUAUUUUUCAAAGGUCAAUGAAUAGCAUCUAAUUUCCAUACCCUUUUGGUUAUUUUAUUGAUGUUUGGACAGAAUGGGUAUUUGGAGGUAGAGGUUUUCUUUACCUGGGAUGAGUGGUAUGUAAGAUUAGAGUCAGCAAUAGGUCUAAUGUUUAGUCAUUGAAUCUUGUUUAUCAUGUGCAAAAUAAAGACUAAAUGUUCACUUACUGUUUAAUAUGCCACUUACCCAAAGUAAACCAGAACAGAAAUCCUGUACCAGCAAAUGAAUCACAAAUUUACACCAAUGAUUUCUUUAUUACAAGAAAGUAAAUUUAAAAGAUAAUGACCUCUAUUACAUUUAAUUCUGUAAUUCUAAGGUAUACACAUGUGUCUUUGAAUAAAGGUAUGAAUGCUUA